AUGGCGGCAGUACGACUGCGCAAAGUGAUUCGAUACCCAGAGGAUUCUGAUGAUGGACAUGAGGAGCUCGAUGAGCAGGAACAGGAGCAAGUGAUUCAGCAGUUGCAGCGCCAGAAUGAUGCGCGCAACGCCCAGUACAAUUUGGUCUUCACGGGUAUCCCCCUGAUCUCUGCAACUGCAUUCUUUCCCGGGAUCCUGUCUGCGCUGAGUUGGACCGAACAGCUCUUGUCGCUGCUGGGGAUUCUGUCACUACUAGGCACGGCCUAUACCAUGCGGCACUCUCCCCUGAAGCCGGAUCGCAAGGGGAAAAAACCCGUUACGGCCGAAGAUGAGCGCCUGGCUAGGUUGCGCGGGGCUCUUCUUCCUGCAAAUGGGGCUGUUUGCUUGUUGCUCACUGCGGCUUACUUACUCUCGGGGUCGAACUCAACCUAUACCACCCGGCCUGUAUUAUAUUUGAUCCCAGGAGCUAUGUUCGCAGCUAUCUUGCUCGCCCGAGACACAAUGCUUUCGGUGGACCUCUCGGCCCUCAAAGAUCUGCAGUAUGAGUACAAGGGUGCAUAG
Penicillium canariense is the source of this 561-nucleotide messenger RNA. RefSeq lists its product as uncharacterized. The record is from RefSeq and is a predicted model, not a curated record. Lineage: Eukaryota; Fungi; Ascomycota; Eurotiomycetes; Eurotiales; Aspergillaceae. The coding region runs from base 1 to 561 and encodes 186 amino acids. The transcript is spliced from 3 exons.